Molecule: messenger RNA, 1134 nt
Organism: Parascedosporium putredinis
Lineage: Eukaryota; Fungi; Ascomycota; Sordariomycetes; Microascales; Microascaceae
Source: the annotation of a GenBank genome assembly
AUGCCUCACCCAGAAAAGACCCACUCGUCUGCCGACUCCGAAACCAGCGGCAUAACACACACGCCAGAGCACGUCCUCGGCGACGAUGGCGCCCAUUAUCUUUCCGCAACAGAGAAAACAGCCAUCUCUGCCGAGUGUACUGACGUGGAAGAGGGCACCGCGGUAGAGGCCUCACAUGAAAACAUUGCGCCCGACGGAGGUGUUGUCGCUUGGUCAGUCCUCGCUGGAGUAUGGUGUGUCAUGUUUUGCAGUAUCGGAGCUUUCCAAGAGUUUUAUCAAAACAACUUUCUCAGCAACUACUCCCCUAGCACCAUUGCAUGGAUCCCCUCCCUGCAAUUAUUCUUCCAAAUGGGCAUGGGCCCCAUCAUCGGAGCUCUCUACGACAAUUUCGGGCCCCGCUACCUUGUCAUCGGCGGCAGCUUCCUUCACGUAUUUGGUCUGAUGAUGGCCUCGCUUUCCACCAAGUACUAUCAAAUCCUUCUUGCCCAAGGCGUGUGCUCCGCCAUUGGAGUCGCUGCCAUAUUUCAGCCGGCGAUAAACGUCAUCCACGGCUGGUUUGAUAAAAAGCGAGGUGCGGCAUUCGGCAUCGUCGCCACUGGUUCCAGCAUCGGCGGCGUCGUCUUUCCCAUCAUGGUCUCCCGCCUCAUCCGCGAAGUCGGCUACGGCUGGGCCAUGCGCAUCUGCGCCUUUUUAAUCCUCGGCCUCCUCGUCGUGGCGAACCUGACCAUCCGGGCCAACCACCCGCCCCGGCCGCAAAGGAUGACGCGCACUCAGCUUGCCAAGCCCUUUCGUGAAACCGAGUACGCAGGGAUGAAGGAGAAUCUCGUGCAGUAUCUCUUGCCCAUCCUCAACGCCGCCAGUUUGUUUGGCCGCAUCUUUUCCGGUGUCGUUGGCGACAAGAUUGGUCGGUACAACAUUUUCGUCAUUGUCGGCUAUCUCACAGCCCUCCUGAUCCUUGCCCUAUGGAUCCCUUGCAAUACCCAGGAGGGCAUCAUUGCCUUUUCCGCCCUCUAUGGCUUCUCCUCUGGCGCGUACGUGUCUCUCAUCGGACCUCUUAUUGCCCAAAUCUCGCCCUUGCCCGAGAUUGGGUUCCGUACCGGCAUCAUCUUUUUAUUUCUUCCGUCGGUGGCUUGA